AUGAUUAAGCGGUUUGAAAUGACUGGUUUCGUUAGGGAACUCUACUCUCGCAUUAGAAGAAAGUUUCAUAUUACUAUAACGUCAUUGUUUCUGCUGUCAAUGACUUCUUUUGUGGUUGUUCUCGGGACUUUCACAUUGAAGUUGUUGGUCUCUAAAGGCUCCUCGUCUUGCUUCCCAAAACUUAACCGAUUUGCUCCGCCACCGAUGAGCUCUCCGUAUUCGUACAUUUUCUCUAACUUUGGUUUCCGAUCAUCCCUUCCCCACCCACCUUUUAACUCUUCUUUGGAAUCGAAAACUUUGAUAGGCGCCCCGGACCACAACGGCACGUUGCAUUCCGUGACAGAUGAUCGGGAGCUGAUGCGACGUGCCGUUGUCGUAUGUCCAAAUGUUACCGAAUCCUCAGAAAACCUGACCCCGAAGGUAGCCUUCAUGUUUUUAAGCAGGGGGUCGCUGCCUUUAGCACCCCUUUGGGAAAAGUUCUUCAUGGGAAAUGAAGGGCUUUACUCCAUUUACAUUCAUAAAUCGCCGGAGUUCGUCGAUGAGCCAUCCGUAACAUCGAUGUUCUACAAGCGCAAGAUACCAAGUAAGCCUGUUCAGUGGAGAAGCGCGACAAUGGUAGAUGCCGAGAGACGGCUGUUAGCCAAUGCGUUGCUGGACUGCGCCAACGAAAGAUUCGUGCUGCUCUCAGAAGCAUGCAUCCCGCUAGUCAACUUCACCACCGUUUACAACUACCUCAUCCACACCAACCAAAGCUUCAUCGGUUCGUUCGAUGAUCCGAGGCCAACCGGCCACGGCCGUUACAACAAGCGGAUGUUGCCGAAGGUCUCAUUGGCCGAUUGGCGAAGAGGGUCGCAAUGGUUCGAGGUUAAUCGAAAGCUCACCCUAAAUAUAAUAUCAGAUGAAAUUUACUACCCUCUCUUCAGAAACUAUUGCAACCCUCCAUGUUACGUAGAUGAACAUUACGUGCCGACUCUUGUCAACAAAAUCUCGCCGGAGCUUAACACGAAUCGGAGCAUCACUUGGGUCGAUUGGUCGAAAGGUGGUCCACACCCCACACAGUAUGUGAGAAAAGAUGUAUCGAUGGAAUUGCUGAAUCGAAUUAGGCAAGGAUUUGAUUGCAGUUAUAAUGGUCAGACACGCUCGAUUUGCUUCCAUUUUGCCAGGAAGUUUCAUCCGAAUACACUUGAGACUUUGCUUAGGAUGGCUCCAGCGUUGCUUGGAUUUAAUUGA
Messenger RNA from Hibiscus syriacus, 1230 nucleotides. Its product is annotated as glycosyltransferase BC10-like. Lineage: Eukaryota; Viridiplantae; Streptophyta; Magnoliopsida; Malvales; Malvaceae. Gene Ontology annotation, cellular component: membrane. The record is from RefSeq and is a predicted model, not a curated record. Bases 1 to 1230 code for a protein of 409 amino acids. The transcript has 2 exons. Gene Ontology annotation, molecular function: glycosyltransferase activity.